GCUCCUCGGCGCGGCCGCCGGGGCCGGGGGAGCAUGAGCCCCGCGACCCGCCGGGGGACGGCCCGGGCCCGACCCGGGAUCUAGACGGCCGUGGGGGAGGGGAGCCGCCCUGCAGCGGCGCCGCUCCGGAACCGCUGGGCCCUCGACGCCGCUUCUCCGGCCCCCGGGACCGCGCUGAUUUGUUUCACCCUCGCGUUGUGCAGAAGUGAAGUGAAGUAAAAUGUCCACUAGGACCCCGCUGCCGACGGUGAAUGAACGGGACACUGAGAACCACACGUCACAUGGAGACGGGCGGCAAGAAGUUACCUCUCGCACUGGGCGCUCUGGAGCACGAUGUAGAAACUCUGUCGCUUCCUGUGCAGAUGAACAACCUCACAUUGGAAACUACAGACUGUUGAAAACAAUCGGCAAGGGGAAUUUUGCAAAAGUGAAAUUGGCAAGACACAUCCUUACAGGCAGAGAGGUCGCAAUAAAAAUAAUUGACAAAACUCAGUUGAAUCCAACAAGUCUACAAAAGCUCUUCAGAGAAGUAAGAAUAAUGAAGAUUUUAAAUCAUCCAAACAUAGUGAAGUUAUUCGAAGUCAUUGAAACUGACAAAACACUCUACCUAAUCAUGGAGUAUGCCAGUGGAGGUGAAGUGUUUGACUAUUUGGUUGCACAUGGAAGAAUGAAGGAAAAAGAAGCAAGAGCUAAAUUUAGACAGAUAGUGUCUGCAGUCCAGUACUGCCACCAAAAGCGGAUCGUCCACAGAGACCUCAAGGCUGAAAAUCUAUUGUUAGAUGCUGAUAUGAACAUUAAAAUAGCUGACUUUGGUUUUAGCAAUGAAUUUACUGUUGGCAGUAAACUGGAUACGUUUUGUGGCAGUCCUCCGUAUGCAGCCCCAGAGCUCUUCCAGGGCAAGAAAUACGACGGGCCGGAAGUGGACGUGUGGAGCCUCGGCGUCAUUCUUUACACUCUAGUCAGCGGGUCACUCCCCUUUGAUGGACAGAACCUAAAGGAACUGAGAGAGAGAGUAUUAAGAGGGAAAUACAGAAUCCCUUUCUACAUGUCCACAGACUGUGAAAACCUUCUCAAACGUUUCCUGGUGCUAAAUCCAAUAAAACGAGGCACUCUAGAGCAAAUCAUGAAGGACAGGUGGAUCAAUGCAGGGCAUGAGGAAGAUGAACUAAAACCAUUUGUUGAACCAGAACUGGACAUCUCAGACCAGAAAAGAAUAGAUAUUAUGGUGGGAAUGGGAUAUUCACAAGACGAAAUUCAAGAAUCUCUUAGUAAGAUGAAAUAUGAUGAAAUCACAGCUACAUACUUGUUGUUGGGGAGAAAAUCUUCAGAGCUGGAUGCUAGUGAUUCCAGUUCUAGCAGCAAUCUUUCACUUGCUAAGGUUAGGCCAAGCAGUGACCUCAACAACAGUACUGGCCAGUCUCCUCACCACAAAGUCCAGAGAAGUGUUUCUUCAAGCCAGAAGCAGAGGCGGUACAGUGACCACGCUGGACCAGCUAUUCCUUCAGUUGUGGCGUAUCCAAAAAGGAGUCAGACCAGCACUGCAGACGGCGACCUCAGAGAAGAUGGAGUUCCCUCCCGGAAACCAGGCGGCAGUGCUGCUGGAGGAAAAGGAGUUGCUCCAGCCAGUCCCAUGCUUGGGAGUGCAAGUAAUCCCAACAAGGCAGAUAUUCCUGAACGCAAGAAGAGCUCCACCGUCCCUGGUAGUAAUACAGCAUCUGGUGGAAUGACGCGGCGGAAUACUUAUGUUUGCAGUGAAAGAACUACAGCUGAUAGACAUUCAGUAAUUCAUAAUGGCAAAGAAAACAGCCUGAUGGAAAUGUUCGCUUACGCAGCUAGCCCUGCCUCUGUUUGUAAGACAUCUUCCACCUGUCGGCUGCGACAUCACAAGUCGAUGUCCAUGUCAGGCUCUGGGCGCCCCAAGAUGAUGUUACCUCCAAUAGACAGUGAAGGAGAUAACUUCAAGGCUAUCACUAUUCCUGACCAGAGAGCUCCAGUUGCUUCAACACACAGUAUUAGCAGCGCCACCACCCCAGAUCGAACCCGCUUCCCAAGAGGCACUGCCAGUCGUAGCACUUUCCACGGCCAGCCCCGGGAGCGGCGCACUGCCACGUAUAACGGCCCGCCUGCUUCACCCAGCCUGUCCCAUGAAGCCACACCAUUGUCGCAGACUCGAAGCCGAGGCUCCACUAAUCUUUUUAGUAAAUUAACUUCCAAACUCACGAGGAGAAACAUGUCAUUCAGGUUUAUCAAAAGGCUUCCAACUGAAUAUGAGAGGAACGGGAGAUAUGAGGGCUCAAGUCGCAACGUAUCUGCUGAGCAAAAGGAGGAAAACAAAGAAGCAAAACCUCGUUCCCUGCGCUUUACCUGGAGCAUGAAAACCACUAGUUCCAUGGAUCCCAAUGACAUGAUGCGGGAAAUCCGCAAAGUGCUGGACGCCAAUAACUGUGACUACGAGCAGAGAGAGCGCUUCUUACUCUUCUGUGUCCACGGCGACGGGCACGCGGAGAGCCUCGUGCAGUGGGAGAUGGAAGUGUGCAAGCUGCCAAGACUGUCUCUGAACGGGGUCCGGUUUAAGCGGAUAUCAGGGACGUCCAUAGCUUUCAAAAAUAUCGCUUCCAAAAUUGCCAAUGAGCUAAAGCUGUAACCCAGUAAUUAUGGUGUAAAUUAAGUAGCAAUUUAAAGUGUUUUCCUGAACACUGAUGGAAAUGUAUAGAAUAAUAUUUAGGCAAUAACGUCUGCAUCUUCUAAAUCAUGAUAUUAAAAUAUAAGGACGAGAGCACGCCUGGGAGCGAAAGCUGGCCUUUUUUCUACGAAUGCACUACAUUAAAGACGUGUGACACGUG
Molecule: messenger RNA, 2843 nt
Organism: Lagenorhynchus albirostris (white-beaked dolphin)
Lineage: Eukaryota; Metazoa; Chordata; Mammalia; Artiodactyla; Delphinidae
Gene: MARK3
Product: microtubule affinity regulating kinase 3
Exons: 19
Coding region: 221-2644 (807 amino acids)
Biological process (GO): protein phosphorylation; intracellular signal transduction
Cellular component (GO): plasma membrane; cytoplasm
Molecular function (GO): ATP binding; protein serine/threonine kinase activity
Source: RefSeq, a predicted model, not a curated record